AUGGGGUUCGAUCGCGUGGGCACUUCGCCCAAGUUCUUGGGGGCAUCAUUGCGCAGCCUGACUUUGGGUCUUUUGACUGUCCAAUUCUCUGCAUUCAUUCUGGUCCUUCAUUAUUCUCGCGUGAUGCCGACGCCGGACGGGCACCGCUACCUCCCCUCCACGGCCGUCUUCCUCGUCGAAGUCCUAAAGCUGGCGGUCUCGCUGACGAUAUCGUUGUACGAGUUUUCGCUUACGGCGCCGCGUUCCAUGCCGGCGACUUCUCUUCUCGGAGCCCUGGGGAAUGCCGUCUUCGCAGGAGAUAGCUGGAAGAUGGCCGUGCCGGCCCUGCUUUACACUCUAUCCAACAGUUUGCAAUAUGUCGGCAUCUCCAACCUCGAUGCGGCCACAUUCCACGUCGUGUAUCAGUUCAAGAUCUUUGUGACUGCCGUGCUAAGCGUGGUACUCUUGCGGAGAAAGAUAACAGCGCGGCAGUGGAUAUCUCUCAUCAUGCUUAUGGUUGGGGUUGCCAUCGUCUCCUGGCCUCAAGGCUCCGGCAGCUCGUCCCUGGCCACCAGUCAUCAUGCCCGUGUCUACGUGCCAAGGUCGGUGAAGACGCUACGCGAGCAGGGUGCUCGACUUAUGAAGAGAUCGGCUACAUACGAAGGCAUUGCAGAGGACGAACUGGCGAUGGACAAUCCCGGGAUGGAUUCGUCGCUCGGGUUGCUUGCUGUUCUGGGCGUGUGCAUCUUCUCCGGCCUGGCGGGUGUCUACUUCGAAAAGGUCAUCAAGGAAUCCCCAAAGGCCACAUCGCUCUGGAUCCGAAACGUGCAAUUGUCGACGUAUUCCCUUUUUCCUGCAUUUUUCAUCGGAGUCAUUUUCCUCGACGGCGAAACGGUGGCCAAGUACGGCUUCUUUGCCGGGUAUAAUUGGGUUGUGCUUUUGUCAAUCGUCAUUCAGACGUUUGGCGGCAUCAUUGCGGCAUUCUGCAUAUACUAUGCAGACAACAUAUCAAAGAAUUUUGCUAUCAGUAUUAGCAUGGUUUUGAGCAGUCUAGCGAGUUUUGUUUUCUUCGACUUCUCCAUGUCGAGACAUUUUCUCGUCGGCGCAUCGAUUGUCAUGUUGGCGACCAUCCUUUACAACACGGAAGAAGCCCGUGUGCAACAAACCCCCACGAUAAAGGUUUUCGCCGAGGAGAAGCUCGCGUCGAAUGCUGCAGCAGAGGCGAACGACAUGUCCAUACAGAUUCCUAAGACGCCCCUGAGCCACGAAGAGACAGCUCUGGCGACUUCGCGCCCUGGGUCGCCGAGUCAUAAGAAACGAAAGAACGAGUCCCUGGGCUAUUUCACGAAGCAUCAUGACUGA
This is a messenger RNA of Exophiala dermatitidis NIH/UT8656, 1341 nucleotides long. RefSeq lists its product as uncharacterized. The transcript is spliced from 4 exons. The coding region runs from base 1 to 1341 and encodes 446 amino acids. Gene Ontology annotation, biological process: pyrimidine nucleotide-sugar transmembrane transport. NCBI's taxonomy places the organism in Eukaryota, Fungi, Ascomycota, Eurotiomycetes, Chaetothyriales, Herpotrichiellaceae. The record is from RefSeq and is a predicted model, not a curated record. Gene Ontology annotation, cellular component: Golgi membrane. Gene Ontology annotation, molecular function: UDP-galactose transmembrane transporter activity.